CGCUAUCAGAUCACAACCAGCGAGGACACACUCCGUUUCUCUCAUCUGAUAUACAGACAUUUUGUGAGACAUUAUCAGAGUUUUUUUUUUUUUUUAAAAGGAGGAGCCUGAUUUCUAAGAUCGGGCUUCGACCCCAGCACCGAUGAAACUCCAGCUGUUUUACAGGCCCUAAGUGACGGCAUGUCGCUUCCUUUUGCUCUGACGUCUACAGCGCUUCUCCGCUCUACCUUGAUUCGUUGAAGAUGAGUUAGAUUGGUUACGGCUGAUCUCUGCUUCAUGAGCCAGCAGGAUGCGGCAUCGGUGCGUGCACUCUCUGAGCGUCUCCUGGUAGCGUCGCACAAGGGCCAGGCCGAAAAUGUGGUGCAGCUGAUCAACAAGGGCGCCAAAGUUGCCGUCACCAAGUAUGGCCGGACUCCGCUACAUUUGGCCGCUUAUAAAAACCACGUCGAGGUUGUGAGGAUCCUGUUGAGGGCCGGCUGCGAUCUGGACAUUCAGGAUGACGGCGAUCAGACGGCGUUACACAGAGCAGCCGUGGUGGGAAACGGUGACGUCAUCACAGCGCUCGUCCAGGAAGGGUGUGCACUGGACAGGCAAGACAAGGAUGGGAACACGGCGCUGCACGAGGUCGCAUGGCACGGCUUCAGUCAGUCCGUUAAACUGCUGGUUAAAGCCGGGGCUCACAUCCACGCUAAAAACAAGGCAGGGAACACGGCUCUACACUUGGCGUGCCAGAACGGUCAUGCUCAAAGCACUAAAGUUCUGCUGCUGGGUGGAGCUCGUCCCGACAGCAAAAACAAUGUAGGUGACACGUGCCUGCACGUCUCCGCUCGCUACAACCAUGUGGGUGUCAUCCGUAUACUUCUAGGCACUUUCUGUUCAGUGGCUGAGAUUAAUCAGGCAGGAGACUCGGCCCUGCACAUAGCGGCCAUGCUGAAUCAUAAGAAGACGACACGUCUGCUGCUGGAAGCUGGAGCUGAUUGUAACAUCCAGAACAACGCAGGGCAAACAGCACUGGACAAGGCCAGAGAGAACAACAGCCCUGAAGUAGCACUGCUGCUAACUAAAGCACCACAGAUUCAGAGCUUCACCCGUGGCAGAAGUGUUAGGAAAAGGAGGGAAAAGUUGAGAGCUGAAGGACGAGCAUUGUCUGUACCACGUGAUGAGAUGCUGCGGAGUAAGUUCAGUGUGUCUGCAGCAGAAGAAACUCCCAGCAGUGAUCGCUCUGCACAGAGACGCGGGAACUGCAGGAACGAAUCACCGCACGCUCCUCGGCAUAGGAAAAGUCAUGACCGGAGCCGCAGCCAGGUCAAAGAAAAGCCUUCCCUAUCGGACCCUCUAUCCAUCAGGGAGAAUAAGUGUAAAGAGCAGAGGAAGAGGAGUAAAUCGAGAACUUCACCUCCUCGAGCUGUUCCUCCUCCACACAGCUACAAGGCUUAUCAGCUGUACACACUGUACAGGGACCAAGACGGCAAGGUCAUGCAGGCUCCUCUGGACGGCUGCAGGUGCGAACCGCUCAUCAACAAACUGGAGAACCAGCUGGAGGCCACCAAAGAGGAGAUGAAGUCUGAGAUCCACACGGUCCAAGAGCUUAUGAACAACAAGAUGGGUCAGCUGGAGCGCAAGAACAAACACCAGAUCAGAGCUCUGGAUAAGAUGACGUUAGAGAGAGUGUCGGCUGAAAGGAUGGAGUGUUUACGUCGUAUCGACGAGAGGACAAAACAGGAGAGCCUGGAGGGUGAGAAGAGACAGGCCUCCAUGGUGAGUGAACUGAAGAACUGGUGCAUGUCUAAGCUCCAGAGGAUGGAGGCACGUCUGACAGCAGACGCACGCUGUGCCACUCUGCACCGCUCGUCCUCUCUAGAUGGGUGUGCAACGCUUCAGGGUGAAACAGAGGGUCUGUCUGCAGGCAGCACUCGCUGUCUUGUACCCGGCGAUCUGAACGAGCGCGAGGAGGGACAAGGAGAAGGAGAGGGAGGAGCUCCGGGAGAAGAGGAUGUGUUGGACAGUCACUACUUUGUGGUUCAGAAGGACAGCUCUUCAGACGGCAAACCGAACAGCCGUGAGAUCUCGUCCUCUGUGGCCCAGGACAAAUCAGCACCUUCGUCUCCUCUCGUCGUACGACCGAAACAGCGCACGCUGUUCUCUGCUGACCCACACAGGCCAGACCAGGAACUACAGGAGGCCUUGAAUUCAGUCCAAUCCAACAGCCUCUUGAUGACUACAGAGCGCCGCUUACAAAGCAGUGGCCAGAAGGACCAAAAACAUGAGCGGGACCAGAAGCGCAGCAAGAGAUCUAAAAGCAGACACAAUAAAAAACAUAUUGAAGGGAGGACUGAGGACCAAACUGGGACAAAGACCCAUGAGGUGUUAGGGGAAGAGCGGGUCAGCUUACACGCGCUGGAGGUGACGCAGUGCUUCUUCGAGGCAGUGUCAACUCAGAUGGAGCACUGGUACGAGCGCAAGGUCCAGGAGGCGAGCUGGCAGGCCGAGCAGCGAGCACGAGCCGAUCAGUCCACGCUGAUGGAGAGGAUCAUCUGCCUGGAAGAUGAACUGAGGCUCCUCAGAACCAGCAGACAGGAGGACAGCUAGCACAGGCUUGUGUGAAGAAGGAGUGGAUGACCGAGAUCAUAACCUCCUGUUAAACUUCACACCUUUUGUCUAUGAAGGAUUUCAGUCAUCCAGAUCAUAUAGAUAGAAAUAAAUAGCAUGUGUGUGUGUGUGUGUGUAUAUAUAUAUAUAUAUAUAGUAAUAAUAGUAAGACAUCAAGACAACUGGACUAGUUUUCCAUGUUGGCACAUUUAAGUAUUAAUGGCUUAAUUGUUUCAGUCUAAAAAAUUUUUUUGAAUGUCAAACAACUACUAAUUUCCUGCCAAACAAGAUUUCUGACAUUUUAACUUUUUUUAUUUUUAUUUAAAAAACAAAAACAAAAAAAAAAACUAGGUGUAGAGAGAAAUGUCAUUUCAGCUUUAAAUCACUGUGAACAUUUCUAGUUUCAGUAUCGUGUUUUUCUUCCUGUUCCCCGAGGCAAUAUUCUCUGUUCUCUGGGUAACUUUUAAUGUGUUUUUCUAUUUUAGAACACACAACAGGUAUUCUUUAUCCUUUGUGUACAUCAUGCAUCAUGCACAGAGACCAAAAUAAAAAGCUAAAUGGAUUCUAACACUAAACCACCAUUAUAAUCUACAUAUCCAUCUACAUACUGUGCCUUACGUCAGUAUACGCUUCCCUUGAACUUUUACAGUGCGUCAUUUAAAAUCCACUUCAUUAUUAUUCACUAAAUAGCCCGUAAACAUUAAACUAGAGGGAAGCCAGUAUAUCAUUUACUCGUCCUGAACACCGACACACCUCACAUUGGUGGUGGUCGAAUUUAUAUAUAUAUAUAUAUAUAUAUAUAUAUAUAUAUAUAAACUUAAUUACUACAAAACCUGAAUGCUUUUGCAAGUCAGUGUACAAGAUGUACAGUUCUGCCUUUUGGGUGUUUGGGUUCAGAUUUAUACUCAGACAGUUUAAACUGGACAGACUAAGAUGUGGUUAAUGCACUGUUUACAUUGUAAAAAAACAAACAAAAACAUUGUCAAUCAAACUGGUUAAAAGCUAAUAAGCUGUUAGAGAAAUGUCUCUUUCGUUUCUUUUAAAGGAGAAAGUCAGAAGUGUGUGUUCAUCUUUUAUAUAUAUAUCCACUGUAUGCUGCUGUGUGUCUCUUACUGACUGAUUUUUGGUGCCAGUAUGCGUUCAAAUGAGCUACGAUUCUGUGUAAGUUUAUGUUUGUAUCUACUUGGCCGGCACAGCAGAUGGGGAAAUGACAGAAAACCUGCUUUGAAUGAUAAGCUGAAGGGAUUUUGAAGGUUUUGUUUUGUACACAGAGGUGUAUCUCUGUACCGAGGCCAUGCUGAUUACUGCUGUGUUUGUCCUUUUUUUUUUUGUAAUCAAAUUGACUUUUUUUUUUUUUUUUGCAUUUCACUCAACUAAAAUGAUGAAAUAUGCAAACGCUUUAGCAAAAGUCUUGACAAAACAUUAUUUUUAUGCUACUGAGCUAGAAUGAGAGCUUCUUUCACACCUUACUCUAUUUUCACACUUUAACAGAUUCCCAUCAUUGUUGCGAGGCUUGGUCAUGUUUCUGAGAUUAAACCAAGGAAUUGUAGAAUUUAAAAAGGUUAAAAACGCACAGAUGAUCCACACUGUUUCUGUUCCUGACACACCAGUAGCACAUGAUGAGGAGCUGAGCGUAAAUAAUGGAGCUGUGAUCUAAAUGGCACAUGACACUGCAUGGACUCUGUAUACUGACCCUACUAAACCUACCCACUGUAAAACCUCCUCAGAUUUCAUUGAACUCAAUGAUUCAUAUUAGUGCUUUAUUGCUUGUGUUCAAUAAAUAUCGUUUUAUGAUUCA
Tachysurus fulvidraco (yellow catfish) is the source of this 4387-nucleotide messenger RNA. RefSeq names its product ankyrin repeat domain 6b (gene ankrd6b). Lineage: Eukaryota; Metazoa; Chordata; Actinopteri; Siluriformes; Bagridae. The record is from RefSeq and is a predicted model, not a curated record. The transcript is spliced from 16 exons. Gene Ontology annotation, molecular function: protein binding. Bases 277 to 2589 code for a protein of 770 amino acids.